UCAACCCUCUCCUUUCCCUUUGCCCUUUUCUCCCGUUUUCCGAGAAACCUAUCGCUGCUAUCUCACGCGCCGCUGCAGGCCUCGCCGCCGGCAAUCGUGUUUACCCUUAUCUUCUUCCCUCUCCUUCGCUAUCAAAACCCCGAAAAAGGAAAAAAAAAUCGUAGCUUUAAUUUUCCCGGUUUGUUCUUCUGGUGUGUGGUUUCGAUUCUAGGGUUUUCUAUUUGCUUUUUACAGUGAUUACGACGAGAGGAGAGGGAAGAUCAUAGAAAACCCAAAAAAAGUUGAAAAAGAUUUAAAAAAGAAACAAAAAACAGCGAGAGUGUGUGUUUGUGUUUUUGUUUUUUGUUUUCGGUGAGAGAAAUGGCUCAGGUUCAGCUUCCGACACAGACAGCGAACGGUUCGAUCGCCGGGGCUCCUACGGCGGCGGCGGGUGCACAGUUUGGUACGACGUCGCUCUAUGUCGGGGAUCUGGAGGCAAACGUGACGGACUCGCAGCUUUUCGACGCCUUUGGGCAAGUGGGUCAGGUCGUUUCGGUUCGUGUCUGUCGGGAUUUGGCCACUCGGAGGUCGCUUGGUUAUGGAUACGUCAACUUCAGCAACCCACAAGAUGCUGCAAGAGCUAUCCAGGAACUGAAUUUCGCGACCCUUAAUGGAAAGUCCAUUAGGGUUAUGUUUUCACAUCGUGAUCCUAGUAUCCGUCGCAGUGGCCAAGGAAACAUUUUUAUCAAGAAUUUGGACAAGUCCAUUGACCACAAAGCGCUGCAUGAUACCUUUUCCGCAUUUGGGAACAUUCUCUCGUGCAAGGUGGCUACCGAUUCUUCAGGCGAAUCAAAAGGCUAUGGGUUUGUGCAAUAUGACAAUGAUGAAUCUGCCCAGAGAGCUAUAGAGCAGUUGAAUGGCAUGCUGCUGAAUGACAAGCAAGUGUAUGUGGGACCCUUCCUUAGGAGGCAAGAAAGAGAAUCCACUGCAAACAAGAUGAAAUUCACCAACGUGUAUGUGAAGAAUCUUGCAGAAUCCACAAAUGACGAUGACUUGAAGAGCAUUUUUGGUGAGUUUGGAAAGAUCACAAGUGCCGUGGUGAUGAAGGAUGGAGAUGGGAAGUCAAAGGGCUUCGGGUUUGUUAAUUUUGAGAGUGCUGAUGCUGCUGCUAGGGCUGUGGAGUCCCUCAAUGGAAAAACAUUUGAUGAAAAGGAGUGGUAUGUCGGUAGAGCUCAGAAGAAGUCUGAGAGGGAAAUGGAGCUGAGGCUUCGGUAUGAGCAGAAUAUUAAGGAAGCUGCAGAGAAGUUUCAAGGUUCAAACUUGUAUGUUAAGAAUUUGGAUGAUAGUGUUUCUGACGAAAAGCUUAAAGAACUCUUCUCUCCUUUUGGCACCAUUACAUCAUGCAAGGUGAUGCGGGACCCUAGUGGAGUUAGCAAAGGCUCAGGUUUUGUAGCUUUCACUACUCCUGAGGAGGCCACCAAAGCUAUGUCGGAGAUGACCGGUAGAAUGAUUGUAAGCAAGCCUCUAUAUGUUGCUAUUGCGCAGCGGAAGGAGGACAGAAGGGCCAGACUGCAGGCUCAGUUUGCUCAAUUGAGGCCGGUGAUGCCGCCAUCUGUCAGUCCUCGUAUGCCGAUGUAUCCCCCGACUGGUCCUGGCAUUGGACAACAGAUAUUCUAUGGUCAAGCUCCUCCCGCUAUGAUUCCUCCUCAGCCUGGGUUUGGCUUCCAGCAGCAGCUUGUUCCUGGAAUGAGGCCUGGUGGGGGACCUGUGCCCAACUUCUUCAUGCCAAUGGUUCAGCAACAGCAGCAACAACGCCCUGGAGGAAGACGCAGCGGCGGGAUUCAGCAGUCCCGCAGUCCCAUGAUUCAGCAACAGAUGCAUCCACGGGGUCGGAUGUACGGAUACCCACAAGGGCGAGGAGGAGGAGGCGGUGGUUCACUCCCCGAUGCCCCAACCAUGCCGGGAAUGCUUCCAUACGAAAUGGCCAACAUGUCAAUGCGUGAACCCGUGAUGUCUCAGCCUGCAGUACCCAUCGGAGCAUUGGCUUCAGCUCUGGCUAACGCUACACCCGAGCAGCAGAGAACGAUGCUGGGGGAGAAUCUGUAUCCGCUGGUGGAGAGAGUGGAGGGAGAAGCGGCAGCGAAGGUGACAGGGAUGCUGUUGGAGAUGGAUCAGACAGAAGUUCUCCAUUUGCUGGAAUCUCCAGAAGCUCUGAAGGCCAAAGUUGCAGAAGCUAUGGCCGUUCUUAGGAGUGUGUCCUCCUCCAUUGUUGCAGCGGACCAGCUCGCUUCAUUGUCCAUCAACGACAGCAACAACAUCGUUUCUUGAGGUUGUUUGGUUUGAAUCUUUCUGUCUGUCUUCGUCUUUUGUCGUGGGCUUGAUACAAAUUACAAGAGACGGAUUCUGAGAUUGUCGGCUUUGGAUAACCCCUUUUUUUUUCUGCCUUGUGGAAACUUGUUGCCCUUUCUUUUCUCUUUUUUCUGAAACUUGCGAUCUUGUUAUGGCUUGUGUUUUAUACUCUUUUUUCUUCUUCAUGAAUCUGUCCUUUUUAUUGAUU
Molecule: messenger RNA, 2536 nt
Organism: Tarenaya hassleriana
Lineage: Eukaryota; Viridiplantae; Streptophyta; Magnoliopsida; Brassicales; Cleomaceae
Product: polyadenylate-binding protein 2
Cellular component (GO): ribonucleoprotein complex
Molecular function (GO): RNA binding
Source: RefSeq, a predicted model, not a curated record